AUGUCAGGAGUAGCGUGGUCACUUCUCGAGUCAUAUAAUUCCGGAUCUUUGCACGACAGUACGGUGGCGUAUGACAUACACGCAUUCUGGAACAUGGGCGAGGAGGCGGUUGAAUGCCUCGCGGAGGGCGUAAACGGGACGUGCGCAAACAUGGUGAUGUUCAAGGUUAUACGAGGGAAGAUGAACAAAACUAGUGCGAUGGGAUGUAAUCAGCUCGUGGCGGGCUCAGACUGA
Molecule: messenger RNA, 234 nt
Organism: Peniophora sp. CBMAI 1063
Lineage: Eukaryota; Fungi; Basidiomycota; Agaricomycetes; Russulales; Peniophoraceae
Source: the annotation of a GenBank genome assembly